AUGCGCUUUUUUGUUCUUUCCGUUCUCGUAUGGGCAGUUUCGACAUCUGCCCGCAUAGUGAAAACAGGAAACUCGUGCGAGAUCUAUCCAGAACAGCGCGCACAUUACGGUAAAGAAAUAGACGAUGUUCCCCAGAUUCUCGAGGCGUUUGAGAGUUGUGGGAAUAAUGGCACGGUGAUUUUUACGGAACAUCUCUUCUAUAUGAACUCGGUCCUUAAUACUACCAAUCUCGUCAAUUGUGAGGUUGUAGUCCGUGGCGAGUUGCGCUUUUCUACGGACAUCGAUUACUGGCGCUCUCAUGUGUAUCCGGUUGUCUUUCAAAACCAGUCCACUGCAUGGUUGUUUGGUGGGACCAAUGUGACAUUCCGUGCUGAAGGAGGCUGGAUCAAUGGCCAAGGCCAGGAGUGGUAUACAUGGAACCACAGUCGAGGCAAUACACCCGGCAGACCAAUUAGUCUUACCAUCUAUAAUUCAACAAAUGUGCUUGUUGAUGGGCUUAGUGUUAUCCAACCGCAGUUCUGGGCUAUGUUCGUUUGGGAGAGCAGGAAUAUUUCUAUUGUUAAUUACUUUGUCAAUGCGACUGGUAACGGUACGGGAAGCACUACUAAUACGGAUGGAUAUAAUUCUUGGAAUAGUGAUACUCUUCUGAUUGAGAAUGCGGACAUCACUAACGGUGAUGACUGUAUUGCUGCAAAAGGAAAUACCACUAAUCUGCUUGUGCGAAAUGCGACCUGCCAUCAUUCAAAUGGUAUCACCAUUGGGUCAAUCGGCCAAUAUAAAGACUCACCUGACUAUGUUCAGAAUGUAACAUUCGAUCAAAUUACCAUUGACAACUGUACCGACGGGGCAUACAUCAAGACAUGGUCCGGGGUUGAAUCAACGGAAAACUCCAAUGGCGAUGCUGGUGGUGGAGGUAAAGGCCUCGUUAAGAACGUCACCUUCAGCAACUUCAACAUGUCACACGUUGGUCUACCCAUUCAGAUCUCGCAAUGCAUAUAUACCGAGAAGAGCAGCCAGUAUUGCAACACAUCUCAGCUGCAAAUUGAAGACGUUACCUGGGUCAAUAUUACAGGUACAACCCGGUUCAAUAUCGCUGCAUCGAUAUAUUGUUCGCCGGAAGUACCUUGCCCUGGCAUUCGAUUUGACAACGUGAGCUUGGAAUCAGUCAAUCACACGUUGGGUCUGCCAAUGUGGGGGACAAACCAACAAGUCGAACUAUUCCAGUGUGACAAUAUUGUAGAUCAGGAAGAGUCGGGAAUUCCGUGCAAUAAAGUCGCUCCGGAUAACUUUGGUCAGACAGUCAAGCACAAUCUUCAAUAA
Molecule: messenger RNA, 1320 nt
Organism: Talaromyces rugulosus
Lineage: Eukaryota; Fungi; Ascomycota; Eurotiomycetes; Eurotiales; Trichocomaceae
Exons: 1
Coding region: 1-1320 (439 amino acids)
Biological process (GO): carbohydrate metabolic process
Molecular function (GO): polygalacturonase activity
Source: RefSeq, a predicted model, not a curated record